CCCCGCCGGCUCCGCUCUCCGCAGCCGCCUGCUCCGGCUGCGCCAGAUCAGAGCCGAGCAUGGAGCCUGGGGAGCCCCGGGAGCCCCGCGAGCCCGCGCCGGGGGCAGGGACCGCCGCGGCCCCGCGCUGGGAGGAAGCCAAGACUUUCCACGACAACCUCGCGCCCAAGAAGAAACCCAAAUCGCCCAAGCCUCAGAAUGCUGUCACCAUUGCUGUGUCUUCCCGAGCCCUGUUCCGCAUGGACGAGGAGCAACGGAUCUACACGGAGCAGGGUGUGGAGGAGUACGUGCGUUACCAGCUGGAACACGAGAACGAGCCCUUCAGCCCUGGGCCGGCCUUCCCCUUCGUGAAGGCUCUGGAGGCUGUGAACAGGCGGCUGCGGGAGCUGUACCCUGAGAGCGAGGACGUCUUCGACAUCGUCCUCGUGACCAACAACCACGCUCAAGUGGGCGUCCGUCUCAUCAACAGCAUCAACCACUAUGACCUGACCAUUGAGAGGUUCUGCAUGACAGGCGGGAACAGCCCCAUCUGCUACCUCAAGGCCUAUCACACCAAUCUCUAUUUGUCGGCUGAUGCAGAAAAAGUGCAGGAAGCCAUCGAUGAAGGGAUCGCAGCCGCCACCAUCUUCAGCCCCAGCAGGGAUGUGGCUGUCUCCCAGAGUCAGCUGCGGGUGGCCUUCGAUGGGGAUGCUGUGCUCUUCUCAGAUGAGUCGGAACGCAUCGUGAAGGCCCACGGGCUGGACAGGUUCUUCGAGCAUGAGAAGGUCCACGAGAACAAACCUUUGGCCCAGGGCCCCUUAAAGGGUUUUCUGGAGGCUCUGGGUAGGCUGCAGAAGAAGUUCUACUCCAAGGGCCUGCGGCUGGAGUGUCCAAUCCGCACCUACUUGGUGACGGCACGCAGUGCAGCCAGUUCUGGAGCCCGGGCUCUCAAGACCCUGCGCAGCUGGGGCCUGGAGACAGAUGAGGCCCUGUUCCUUGCGGGAGCGCCCAAGGGCCCCCUCCUGGAGAAGAUCCGCCCACAUAUCUUCUUUGAUGACCAGAUGUUCCACGUGGCUGGGGCUCAGGAGAUGGGCACAGUGGCCGCUCACGUGCCUUACGGUGUGGCGCAGACACCCCGGCGGACCACACCCACGAAGCAAACCACAUCUGCACCGUAGCUGAACCACCAGCUUUGCUGACCCACGUUGCUCCAGGCAUGGCUCCAUGUCGUACACGUCGCCCACUGGACACUUCUAGUUCCUCACCUCUCUGCCCUUCUGCAUGUCCGCCCUCAUCCCUGUGAGUGAGGUACUUGUAGGAAAUUAGGCAGACUGGUCCGGCAUUCUCACCAGCUCCCCUUUUGGGCAAACACUGUGCCAUGAUCCUGGCUCAGAAAGUAAGACUGUGCAGAAAAGCUGGGUUUCAGGGGGAAGUUGAUGGGACUAAAGGUGAGAGGGUCAGAGCAGCAGGAUGCCUCAAGAGGAGCUUAUAAAACUAGCUCAGUGUAGUACAAAGAACACUGCUUUGAGAGAGAUGGGAUCUGGCUUCUCAACUUUGUCCUGGCAUUGUGCACGACUUUAAGUUUGAGGUGACUUUAAGGAUGAGGUGACUUCCCCCUGCGGUGCACUGGUGAACUCUCCGUCCUUGCAGGAGCCCCUGCAGCCCCUUUGUCACCACUGCCAGGGGAGAACUCUCACUGCGUGUUGAGUCAGCUUCCCCACCUUUUAGGGGGUUUUCAAACUCUCCUUUAGCUAAAGAAGCUUGGUUUUAUAAGAUUGCCCUCUUUGAAGGAAGGAUUCUGAGCCAGGGCUUCUCCUGAUACAUAUGGUACCUUUGUACAAAUUAUAGAAGGAGGCUGUCUCUAGAAUGAAUUGUGAAAAGACAGCCCUUCCUCUGGGCUGACCUAGACCACGCUGGGGCACACAGCUUGGUUAGCAGGAUAUAGGCUGGAUUUUGGCCCCUACCGGCUCCUCAGCCCAGAGGCCUUUGUCAAAUGGGCAAGGCACACAGUCAUCCACAGCAACCUUCCCUAUAAUUUUACACGUUUGGAAACCACUGGAUGAGAUGACCUGUCUACUUCCUGUGAUGCCUUAAUCUGAGUCAUCAAGGGUCAGCUGCCAGGUGCAGGGUGUGUGGAAGGAGGGAGGGAGGGAAUUUAACCUGCAUGCAGACUCUCAUCCGUCCAACAGGGGGCACUGCAGGCCCUCCCUGGGAAGGCGCUUUACUAGGCCUGCUCAGUGCUUCCUUCGCUUUUGCUUUUUAGCCAAAGUUAAUUUGUUGCUGCCUAUCAACCCCCUCACCUCAGCCCUCACUCCCUCAAUGACUGUGUCCUACUCUGCUUGCCAAGCAGCCCUGCUGGGGGGGAGAGGUGGAGAAUUGGUGUUUAGUGUUGUGAGCUCAAAUGCAAGGGGAGAAACCUUAGGGGCUGAAGUGGGAGGUGGUCCAGGCUGAGCCCAAGCGAAGGCCUGCCUGGAGUGAUAUAGGAAAUGUGGGGAGGUCAGGUCUGAUGCAGUGACUGGUUAGAGAGGAAGGAGUUGCAGUGUGCAUUAGCAAGAUUCUCCAGCUAUGGGAUUGUGAUUGGAGGUAACGAGCUCUUCGUCACUAGGAUGCUGUCAAAGGGACUCCAGGAUGAGGUGACCUCCCCCUGCGGUGCACUGGUGAACUCUCCAUCCUUGCAGGAGCCCCUGCAGCCUCUUUGUCACCACUGCCAGGGAAGAACUCUCACUGCUUGAUGAGUCAGCCUCCUCCUUUGCUGACCAGCUUGGCUUUCUCCGGAGAGAGGGUGGGACCUCCAAAGGCUGGUCCCUCAGGAAGACCCAGAAGGGGUGAGGAGACGUCAGUGGUGGGGACUGAUUGCCCAGCUUCCCGGGCGAAUCCCAGCUGUGAGCAAGCACUUUAUGAAGAAAGCCAAAGGUGUCAUUGGAGGUGCGUGCAGGGGAGCUGGAACACUUCUGGGGGCAGGAAAAGGGGUGACAGGCCACAUGAGGCCUGACCUUUAUCCUUUUGAGGACUCAGCCCAGGGUCUGAAUGGGCACAGGUUCUGGGCAGUGGAGGGCAGGAUCGUAACGUCAGAAAGAUAACGCAGGAGGGAGAACAAAGUCAGAAGACUGAGGUGGUUCUGGAAAUGAGCAACAGUUUGGGUGAGAAGAGAGUCCUGGGCUGGGCUUGUCCUGUCAGUGCUGGAGCGGCUGAGAGGCUGGCCAUGGGGAGGAAGGGCAAGGCUGUGCUGGGUGUCUGGGCACCGCCAGGGGACGGGCAGGUGACGAGGGUGUCCUUGCACAGGGUCAUGCCAUCCACAGCCAGGAUCCUUCUGGCCAACAGAGGAGGCCUCAGGGCAGAGGGUCUGGUUUGGAGCUCUUUCCUCUGCCGAAGCUCCCAGCCCAGCCAGAGAUACUGUGAGACCUAAGGACAGCCUCCAGCAAACCGAAAGGAAGUGAGAGAAGGAACUCAAUCCCAGUCAGUCUUGACCUUGGCCGAACCACACAAAGGCCUGCUUCUCCUUCCUCUGGGGUCAGAAUCACCCCUUGGGGGAGCCUCCAGGGCUCACAGAGCCAGCUGGUAGCCAUGAGAAGCCUGCAAGGCUGGGCACAGCCGAGGCUCACUUCAUGACACUAGGCUGUGUGACCAGGGUGGACACACGCGCUGCGAGGGCAGCACCGAUGUCACCUAAUUAAGAUGCACCGAGGGAUGCUGAGACCAAGAGGUCCUGCCCCCAGGGCCUCACCAUAAACACACCUGAUUCUUCCAGGUCUCUCAGGAAGCAGGAAAACGUGAUGUGGGAAGCAGCAAGAUAAGGCACCGUAAAAGCUGUGUAUUUCACUGGAGCACUGUUAAUAGACUUGGACAGCCCUCAGCGAUGAGAGACACUAGGGUCCAAAUUCUAUUAUUGAAACCAUAAAAGAGCAUUUCAGGCCUGGAAGAAAGCUUUCAGUGUCUGGAAUAAAAGGCCAGAAGUCCUGGGGGCAGGCUUAGACAGCUGCCAGACACACCUGCUGAUUGUUUCAAGGGAUGAGGAGAUGUCCUGGGGAGAACAUCGCUUAUUGUAUCAGCAAGCAAAUUAAAAAGCCGCGCAGGCACCAAAGCCCCAGGCCCAGCCAUGGACUGCAGCACUGGGCCCGGGGAGCCACAGCUCCUGACAUGCAGAACCCCUGGAGCCCAAAGCACGGCACCCCAACAGCGCCUGCAGAGCACGUCCCAGGAAAUUCUUGCCAGCCAAGUCCCAGACCCAGUGGAAACUGCCACUUAGCAAAACAGAAGCCCUGUUACUAUGCACUGAGAUUGCCAAGGUCACUGCAAAAUAGCCCUCUCUGCUUUCUGAGAGCCCAAUCAGAAUGAUGGGGAUGUAGCAGAAGAAGUUGAAACCAGCAAGAAGUGUAAAUCCAAGCUGGAUCCAGCAUUAUAAUGAUACUCAACUGGUGUGCACCAGUCCAGCUAAAGUGGCGAUUAAAAUAUUGAAAUGCCUCCAUAACGGUUGCAAAUAGCGCUGGCCUGAGCCCCUGACUUCCCCCUCCCCAUGGCCUCAGCUGCCCUGGCCCCUUCGUCUUCUCACGAUCCAGCAAAAAAGGGGCUCUGGGAGUCUGUGCCAGCAUGAUGGCCAGUGUCCACUCUGUUUGGGGGUCCCCUGGCCAUGCUGGCUUAGAGAGAUUAAGUAAGUUGCCCAAAGUCACACAGCUGGUAAGUGGCAGUGGGAGGACUCAAGCUCAUGUCUGUCUGAUGCUGGGACUCAGGCCCUUAACUCUUUUGCCAUGCGGCCCAUAGGUGCAUAGACGUAGCGAGAGAAGCUUCAUAGCAAUGGCGUUCCCUUGACAGUCUGUUAACGUGUUGACCCCCUGCAUGUUAAUAUACUAUGAUAGACUCGAGAGGGUACAUCUUUGUUGUAGCUUUCUAAAUAGCUCGGAGGAAUUUAAACUAGGGCCAAACAUUUGCAGAUAUUCUAAAGCACCUCCAGACAACCCCAAGUUCUGUAGAACCCAGUUCUUAUUGGGUUAAUGCUGGGUUUGGCAAGCAAAGCUCCUUGGCCAAAUAUAGCCCACCACGUUUUUGCAAAGAAACUUUUAUUGGAAUACAGUCAUGCCCAUUUGUUUACAUCUGUCUUCAGCUUUCAAACUAUAGCAAUGGAGUCGAAUUGUUUCAACAGAGACCAAGGAGCUGGAAAUAUUGGGUCAGCCAGAAAGUUCAUUUCCAUCCUACGAAAAAACCGAACGAACUUUAUGGCCGACCCAAUAUUUCUCUGGCUGUUUGCAGAAAGAGUUCGCUGACCCCUGGGUUAAUGCAAACAUCCCUGGCCCGCUCCUCAGUGGGACAGUCCAGCUUACAUCCACCUAAGCAUUCGGAGGUAGAGGCUGGCUUGUUUGCAGAGGGGGCAGCACAAGACAUCUCUGUGCCCAUCUGCAGGCAUCGUCAGGGAUGGCAGGCACUAACUGAGAGCCUUGAUGCUAAACCCAGCAGACCCUUGGCAGCGGAGGAUUGACGAUUUCAAAGUUUGACUAUUUUCAAGUGACCCGUGGCCUGUUGUAAUUUGGAAUGUUUGAGGCACACAUUGGAUUUUAGUGUGCUCUCCCAAGCUGCUGGGUGAGGGGCAGGGAGCAGGACCCCUGGCUAGGGCUGAGCCCAGCUGGCUGGCCUCUGCUCAGCACGGCUAUGUAGUUCUCAGCUCAUCAUUGCCUUUGAGGGGCCUCUUGAGAAGUAAUAAGGGUUGGUAGAUGGAUGGGCCUUAGGUAAAUAUUAAUUUUGGGUAAAGUGAAGUGCCCCAUGUUGACUUAAGGACCCAGAUCUAACAAGUCAUCUAUAUGCUCUCUGUGGAAGCAAGAACAAGCUCUUCAAGAAGAUGGUCCCAGUGAGGACUUCAGCUGGCUCAGAAGUGACUGAUCAAGUGAGAGAGAAAACUCCAGUGAAAGUUGGAAUGACAGUUUUCUUGUGGUAUUAGGGAGUGAGCAACAAACACGCAUACCCUUAUGAUGGAAUUGUGAAUCCGGAGAAAUCUGCCGAUGUAGGGAAUGGCAAGUGUAGAAGUGGUCCUACCUACCGCCAUGGUUGCUGGCACUGUUCCAUCUUCUACGCUAAGCCCAGACUUGACCUCAGAAUCCUUCUCAAUCCAGCAUUCCAGGCAGCUACUACCAGUGGGUUGGAGUUGGCAUGAAAGAUGAAAAACCUAUGUUGCCAUCCCUAUUGGUGUUGGAUAUUGCUUUCCUGGGGGCGUGCAAGGCCCUGAAUGUUCAUUCCGCAAUGUUGUGCUGCAACUCUGAGGAUGCCAGAGUCUCAGCCCACUCAGGCAGAACACAAAAAGGAGGAAGAAUGGCAUCCUGUGUUGGUGGCUUCCUUAGAGGAGGUUGCCUGAGAAGCAGUGUCCCAGGUUUCAUGAUCUUCAAGCAAAGUACAAAUACCCCUCCUACCAGUAGGUGGCACUGCAGGCCAACACUCCACUGCUGGGCAUAGUUAAUGGUUUUCUCCCCUGGUUACUUUUCUCUCCUUCCAUGCUACUUGGUGCCAUGCUGGACUCCCGCCAGUAGCUUAGCCAAAAAGGACUUUAGGUGCUGCUAAGCAUAACUGUGUGAUGAGCUGACAGCUCUUACCAAUAACCACUGUGACUGCAUGUAUGGACACACUCAUAUGAGUGUGUGCAACAGCAUUAAAACUGCAUGUAUGCAUGCUUUUGUGGGUGUAUGUAAUGGGGCAGAUAUCCCUGCUGAAGACUGAGUGUGUGUGUGUGUACAGGUUGGUUAUCUCUGUUAACUAAGGGUCCUGGGCCCCACAUACUGAUGGCCAGCCCUGCUUCCUGGGACAAGUUCUAGCUCUCCCUAUCAUCUCAUGGGCAUUUGCACAUAUGCAGUGUGGGGCUCUCUGAGGCCCUUAUCUAUCUCUCCAGCUUCUAGCCUCUGGCCAACAAGGUCUUGGCUCCUAACCCUCUGCCUCCCCCCCCCCCCUUAUCCCUGCAGCCUUGGGGACAAAGUGGUAGAAUCAGUUUUGGCUGCACCUGCCUCACCAUCUACAUUUAUUUCUUCCCUCCCCUUGACAGUCCUGAGUCCAACAUGUACAGUUGGGCAGACUGUGCACUGAACAAAGGCAGAUGGAGCCAUUCACACCAUGAGUGGUACCUCCUAGGCAUCUAUAAAAGCUGCCAACUGUACCCAGCUGCCUUGGUCAUCUCAUGGCCAUGGCUAGGAAAGCUGCCUUCUUCCCUGCCCUCCUGGCCCAGCCCAGCCUAGGCUGGGAUUCCUUCCUCUGCUUGGGUGUUCUAGGCUGGCCCAGAAGUGACUUACCCUUGGCCUUGAUCAGGAAGUAUCUCCCUGAUGGGCCAUCCCCAAGAGGCCUUUGGGUUCAAUUUAUGAAAAUGAAAUACGGCUGGCAACUUUUCAGUUACUGUAAGACAAACCAAAACUCUGCAGAUGGGGUCGCUGAUUCCCACACUCCUGGCCUGCAGGUGAGUACGCCUUCACGGGCCAACUGCUAAGAUGGCUCUGCUACGGAAUUAGGGUAGAAGCCUCAAGUCUAGAUUUAUAGCUGCACCAGCUAGAAAAUCGUGAGGUUGCCAUAGACUGGACACCUGUGCCAGGUCACAAACUCUGAUGCCUCCAAGGGCUGGGCGGGAAACAUCAAUGAGCAAAGAGGAUUAGGCAAGGACUGUAGCAAAAUGCGGAACACAUAUGCUGUAGCCUGACACGGUUGCUGCCGUGUGGGAAUGUGGCCUGCUGGUGCCGGAUAUUCCUCCCCAUUUUCCAAGAGGAGCUAGAAAUCUGGACUUUUAAAUGUUGGCAACUGAAUUGUGAAUUUAGAAAACACUGUGCAUGCCAGAGAAACCACAUCUUACAGGCCAGAUCCGGCCUUUGAAUUUCCAGUGUGCACCCUCUGACCCAGGCCCAGCGAAUGGGGUUUUUCAGAACUGAGUAAUUGAGUCUGAGAAUAUUACACUCAGACUCACAGAGCUUUGGAUCUUUAAGAAAACUUAAAGAUAACCUAGUUCAUUCCUUGUGUGUUUUAAACUGUGUACGUACAAACUUUUUAUUAACAGCACACAUAUCCUUAAGUUCUAGUUUCUACCUAAAAGCAUCUCUGUUCCCCCAAUUUAACACAAGAUUUAAAAUGAAGUCUCGAUACAGUAGGCUUGUAUCUACCUGUCAGAAGCCCUAUUUUAUUUAUUUAUUUAUUUAUUUUUUUUGCGGUACUCGGGCCUCUCACUGCUGUGGCCUCUCCCGUUGCGGAGCACAGCCUCCGGACGUGCAGGCUCAGCAGCCAUGGCUCACGGGCCCAGCCGCUCCGCGGCACGUGGCAUCUUCCCGGACCAGGGCACAAACCCGCGUCCCCUGCAUCGGCAGGCGGACUCUCAACCACUGCGCCACCAGGGAAGCCCCAGAAGCCCUAUUUUUUACCAUUUGGUUUAUGAUAGGUCUACUUCUGUCUUUUGCAAACAUGGGCUGCCCUGGUCUUCCUUAUAACCUAACUUCUCUGGGUUGCUUUCCAUGGUAAACCUAUAAGUGCCUCCUUAAACAGUUGGGGCCUGUGUUUCUUCAUCUGUGGGACUUCCCUUGCCUGGGGGUGAGACUGCUCACACUUUUCCCAGCUGGGUCCCUCCGUGGUCUGCCCUCAACCUCCAAAGGCCCCAGCUCAGUCUGGCUCUGCGGCAUUUGCCAACUCACACGAUACAGGGUGCUACGUGCUGGUCAGUGUGGAUCCCUCUCACUACUUGUGCUCGUCCCAUACCUAAUGUUACGACCUGGCCUUCUGCUUCUCAAAAGCCAUUCAAAUAAAUAGAAGACUUUUUCAAAUAAACUUAGGUUGCCUUCUUGUCCCCCCUCACAAUUGUAUUCACAAACUGGCUUAGGGUCCCUUUAAGAAAUGCCAAUGGGAAGAGUGGAUAUAUGUAUAUGUAUAACUGAUUCACUUUGCUGUACACCUGAAACUAACACUACAUUGUAAAUCAACUAUACUCCAAUAAAAAAAUUUUUAAAAAAGAAAUGCCACUGGGGAUGCAAGGAGUGAGCAGGCCUGGGAUUGGUUCCAUCCGUGGGUGCCAGUGUCUCUCCGUAGACCCUCCCCACCCACACGAAGACCACCCUGAGGUGAGAUUCUGUGAUGGACAGCAGCCUGAGCCCAUCAGAAGGCAAGCUUCCUCCAGCAGUGCUCUUGGCGUGGACUCAACGUUCCCAUCUGGAACUACCAAGGCGGAGGGACAGGGGGAUGCAGUGGGAGGAAGAAGAGGUGCUGAGAAAGCAUGUGAGCUGGAGGAAGCAGGGGCUGACUCAGACUCCAGCCUCAGCCCUCACAUCGUCCUUCCUCCUGCACCUCAGCCCCCUCCACAGCAAACCCAACCUAGGGCCGAUACCUCUCUUCCAUCCUGUCCAUCACCCUCAUUUCUCCCACGCUUCCCUUCACCUCCAUCCGCUGAGGCCCCGUCAAGGCUCAUCUCACACACAACUUCCUCAACUAGGAUCCCUCAAAACUCUAUGUAUCAUGAGGGACGGAUCACUUCCUCCCUUGAACAAUAUUGAGGUCUGCGGUUCUUUCUCCCAUAGCCCAACAGAGUAUUAGUUAUGGGAGCCAGACUAAGUGGCUGUGAAUCAACCUGCCUAUAACUGAAUGAUUGAAUUCGGAGCUGAUAGGACUGGGCCAGCUGUUUGCAGCCAAUGUCGUUUCUGAACUGGUUGUAAAGUAUUUUGAAUAUCUCUCUAAAAAGUAAACCAAAGGCAUGGGAGUCUUACAGUGGAUUAGUUAUCUGUUGCUAUGUAACAAAUUAGUCCAACACUUAACUGCUCAAAACAACAAACAUUUAUUAUCUCACAGUCUUAUGGGGCAGGAAUCCAGAAGCAGCUUAGCUGGGUGGUUCUUGCUCAGAGUGUCUCAUGAGGUUGUCAUCAAGCUGUCAGCAGGGCUGCAGUCAUCUGAAGACUUGACUGGGGACGGAGGAUCUGCUUCCAAGAUGGUGCACUCGCAUGGCUAUUGGCAGGUAGCCUCAGUUCCUUGCCACAGGAUGGCCUGAGUGUCCUCACAACAUAGCUGUCGGCUUCCCCCAGAGUAAUCCAAGAGAGAACAAGGCAAACUUGCUUUAGAAAACUGUCUUUUGUGAUACAUAUAUACAAUGGAAUAUUACUCAGCCAUAAAAAAGAAUGAAAUUGUGUCAUUUGCAGAGAUGUCGAUGGACUUAGAACUCUCAUACCGAGUGAAGUCAGAAAGAGAAAAACAAAUAUUGUAUAUUAAAUGCAUAUUUGUGGAAUCUAGAAAAAUGGUAUUGAUGAUCUCAUUUGCAAAACAGAAAUAGAGACUCAGACGUACAGAACAAACGUGUGGAUACCAAGGGGAAAAGCGGGUGGUGGUGGUGGGAUGAAUUGGGAGAUUGGGAUUGACAUAUAUACACUACUAUGUGUAAAAUAGAUAACUAAUGAGAACCUGCUGUGUAGCACAGGGAACUCUACUCAGUGCUCUGUGGUGACCUAAAUGGGAAGGAAAUCCAAAAAAAGAGGAGAUAUAUGUAUAUGUAUGGCUGAUUUACUUUGCUGUACAGCAGAAACUGAUGGCAGUAUAA
Globicephala melas (long-finned pilot whale) is the source of this 10495-nucleotide messenger RNA. It is a transcript of the gene NT5C1A, whose product is annotated as 5'-nucleotidase, cytosolic IA. Gene Ontology annotation, biological process: nucleotide metabolic process; adenosine metabolic process. Lineage: Eukaryota; Metazoa; Chordata; Mammalia; Artiodactyla; Delphinidae. Gene Ontology annotation, cellular component: cytosol; cytoplasm. The record is from RefSeq and is a predicted model, not a curated record. Gene Ontology annotation, molecular function: nucleotide binding; 5'-nucleotidase activity; magnesium ion binding.